Molecule: messenger RNA, 2840 nt
Organism: Gasterosteus aculeatus aculeatus (three-spined stickleback)
Lineage: Eukaryota; Metazoa; Chordata; Actinopteri; Perciformes; Gasterosteidae
Gene: p3h1
Product: prolyl 3-hydroxylase 1
Biological process (GO): collagen metabolic process
Cellular component (GO): endoplasmic reticulum
Molecular function (GO): procollagen-proline 3-dioxygenase activity; L-ascorbic acid binding; iron ion binding
Source: RefSeq, a predicted model, not a curated record
CCGCCUCCCCGACCAGUGGACACCUCUCCGCCUCCCACCGGCGUCUAACCUCCUGGAUCGGGCUGCGGAGCCCCGGCGGGUUUUCAGCAUCAUGGAGUCCCGCUACGCGCUGCUGCUUUGCUGCCUCUCCCUCGCCGCGUGCGCCUCGCACCCUCUGGAGCCCUUCGACUCCCUCUUCGACACGGCGGUGGAAGCCUACUACAAGGGGGACUGGCUGACGGUGAUCCUGAACAUGGAGAAGGCGCUGCGGAACAAAGCCACGGUCCGCAGCGUCAAGGCUCAGUGCCGGCUGGGCUGCGCCAACCAGACCGCCUUCGGGGGUCCCUCGUCCGGCCCGGGAGCCGCCGUGCCGGGCGCCGGCUCCGUGGAGGACCUGGGCUUCUUCCAGAAGAUCCUCAAGCGGGCCGACUGCGUGAACUCGUGCGAGGCGGAGAAACUGGGCACCCCGACGGUGCACUGGGUCACCGCAGAAGUGGAGCUGGAGUUCAAGAAGAGGACCCCGUACAAUUACCUGCAAGUGGCAUAUUUUAAGAUCAACAAGAUGGACAAGGCAGUAGCAGCGGCCCACACGUUCUUCCUGGCCAACCCGGAUCACAUGGAGAUGAAACAGAACCUGGACUACUACAAGAUGAUGGCCGGGGUGGAGCCGGAGGACUUCAGAGAUCUGGAGGCCAAGCCGCACAUGGCGGAGUUCCUGCUGGGGAAGAGCUACUACAGCGACGACUCCUUCGGCCUGGCCGCGGGCCACUUCGAGGCGGCGCUGGACGAGUACUUCGCUGCCGACAAGGAGUGCAGGGCGCUGUGCGAGGGCUCCUACAACUACGACGGCUACAACUACAUGGAGUACAGCGCCGACCUCUUCCAGACCAUGACAGACCACUACAUGCAGGUGCUGAGCUGCAAGCAGCACUGCGCGGUGGAGUUGGCCUCAACGGCGGGCAAAGACGAGCCCUUCGAGGACUUCCUGCCCGCGCACUUCAACUACCUGCAGUUCUCCUACUACAACAGCGAGAAGUACGAGCAGGCCGUCGAGUGCGCCCGGACCUUCCUGCUGUUCCACCCCGGGGACGAGGUGAUGAGCCAGAACCUGGCUUAUUAUUCCGCCGUGCUGGGCGAAGACAAGGCGCGCGCCGUCGCCGCCAGACAGGUGGUGCAGCUGCAUAUCCAGCAGUCCAUAUUGGAAAAAGAGCUGCUCUACUUUGGGUACGAAGCCUUCGGAAUCACCUUUGUCGAUCCGGACGCGUGGACUCCUGAAGAUGUCAUGCCUAAGAAGCUGAGGGACAAGCAGAAGGCGGACAGAGAAACCACGGCGAGGAUCACGGAGGAGAUAGGAAACCUCAUGAAGGAGAUUGAGACUCUGGUCGAGGAGAAGAAGAAGGAUUCUUCGGAGAUGGCCAUGAUCAUAGCGCCUCAGGAAGGCGGCGCCCCGUUGCCCGGGGACAUCAAGGUGACCAUGACGGCCAGUCAGCUGAACGGCUCUCAGCGGGUGCUGCUGGACGGGGUGACCAGCGAGGACGAGUGCAGGGAGCUGCAACGCCUCUCCAAUGCAGCUGCUGUGAAGGGCGACGGCUACAGGGGGCGGCCCUCCCCCCCUUCCCCCAGGGAGACUUCCCAGGGAGUCCCCUCCCGGAGGGCCGGGAGGCUCGGGCAGGAGGGGACGGUUCCGCUGAAGAGCGCUCGUCUGUUCUUUGACACCAGCGAGAAGGUGAAGAAGAUGCUGGAGUCGUACUUCCGCCUGGAGGCCCCCCUGUACUUCUCCUACUCACACCUGGUCUGUCGCUCCGCCAUCAACGAGAAGCAGGAGCAGCGCGAGGACCUGAGUCACCCUGUUCACGUGGACAACUGUCUGCUGGUCUCCGAGCUGAACGAGUGCAUAAAGGAACCUCCGGCAUACACACACAGAGACUACAGCGCCAUCCUUUAUCUGAACGGUGACUUUGAGGGAGGAGAAUUCAUCUUCACUGAGCUGGAUGCCAAAACAGUCACGGCCGAGGUGCGUCCGCGGUGCGGUCGCGUGGUCGGGUUCGGAGCCGGGCGGGAAAACCCCCACGGCGUCAGAGCCGUCACCGGGGGCCAGAGGUGCGCGGUGGCGUUGUGGUUCACGCUGGAUCCCGCCCACGAGGAAAAGGAGAGAAUCCAAGCUCAGGAGAUGCUGGAUAUGUUUUCCACGCCGGUGAACGCAGAGUUCAUCAAGAAGGAGGCGGGCGGCGCCUCAGAGGCCCCACCGACCACGGCUGAACCUGCCGCACGGGCGGACCAGGGAAAGACAGACGGCACGAGGGGCGACGCGCCGGCGAAGCUGAGGCCGGACGCGCCGGCAGGCGACGUGGCCGCCGACCCGGCAAAGGUCCGGGCGGAGGCGGAGGCGGAGCCGGAGCCGGUCGGCAAAACGAAACCAGGCGCCAAGGUCAAAGCCGCUCCGAAAGCGAAGGCCAAGGCGGCGAGCAAAGCCAAACCUGCUGCCAAAAAGGACGGGAAGCAGACGGUUAAGACGCAACCCGAGCAGGCGGCCAAAAAGGACGCAAAACCGGCGGCAAAAAAGACGGUAAAAGUCACCAAGAAGGACUCCAAAAACGCCGAAGCCAACGCCGCGUCGUCCUCAGACUCUCAGAGCGGCAAGGAGGAGCUGUGACCAAAGCAGCACCAGAGACUGUGUCCCCCUCCCCCCCCAGUCCACACGUCCCCCGUGGGGGGGAGGAGGGGGGAGGUUGAGUCCGAUGUGCGUGAAAUCAUCACACGAGCGCUCGACAAUCUGCUGAAGCGCCCCAAGCUGCCUGCGUCUGUACAGAUAGUUCCUGCUUCCAUCGCUGUUUGCGUUCUCCAGGUGGGGGGGGGGGGGG